AUGACAAUGAAAUCCAACCGUCACCUUUUGAUUGUUACUAUUUAUCUUACUCUCAUUGUGUGUCUGGUCAUCGGUGCUCCUUCUGCAUCGAAGGGCGAUAAAACUGUUCCGUCUCAUCUGAACAAGUCGAAUCUGUUUUAUCGUGGAAUUUAUAAGACAACAAUUCAAGCUCUCGGACAAGACUAUGCUAAAGGAAAAUCACCAAUAGGUCACACAAAGGAUGCAGGUGAUUUUGCUCCUGAAGGCAUGGGUGCCUUCUAUGUGUUUGACAAUGAACAAGAAGCACAAGAUUGGGGUCGUUGUCAUACAGAGGGCACAGCCAUUAAGACGUACGUUGUAGUCACUUACCAGUAUACACCCAAAGCAGGCUUGAAGACAAAAUCCUUUACCAGUGCCGACAACAACUGGCUCAGCUUCGUAGAGAGCAACUAUGCGUCGACUACAAAAACAAGUCCGUAUGACAUUGUGGAAGGACCAAUAUCGGCACCUUUCAGAGAUAGUAAUGGUAAAAAGAUCAAAGUUGCAUAUACUAAAAAUGGCAAACUCGUCUGGCAAGGUGCUUUCAUUACUCCAGCUGCUUUGAAAACGCUCGUUGUAGCCGAUAUCAAACAGUAUUCGGUAGCUAGCAAAAAAGGUUCAAGCUCGUGCAUUAUCCAAUAG
Molecule: messenger RNA, 660 nt
Organism: Adineta ricciae
Lineage: Eukaryota; Metazoa; Rotifera; Eurotatoria; Adinetida; Adinetidae
Source: the annotation of a GenBank genome assembly